AUGGUUCCAGUGCCAAAGAAGGACUCUUCUUGCUUUGCUGCCUUAUCCAAUCAAUUCCUCAUGAUCCCAUUUUGCAUGCCGAAACUGAUGAAGAUUGAGAUGGGUUUAGGAGGUGGGGUUUGGAAUGAUGGAGAUAAGGCUAUGGUUGCUGCAGUUUUAGGCACUCGAGCUUUCGAUUACUUGAUAUCGAGCUCGGUUUCUUCGAAUGAGAAUUCGUGCAUGGGUAUAGGGACUGAUGAAAAUUUGCACAAUAAGCUCUCGGAUCUUGUGGAGCCUCCGAAUGCUUCAAAUUUUAGCUGGAAUUAUGCAAUUUUCUGGCAAAUUUCAAGGUCCAAGUCUGGUGAUUGGGCUUUGUGUUGGGGGGAUGGUUCUUGUAGAGAGCCUAAGGAGGGUGAAGAGUCUGAAGCCACAAGAAAUCUCAAUCUUAGGCUUGAGGAUGAGACCCAGCAGACGAUGAGGAAGAUAGUUCUUCAGAAGUUGCACACUUUUUUUGGGAGCUCAGAUGAGUAUAAUGGUGCUCUUGGAUUAGACCGGGUCACUGAUACAGAGAUGUUCUUGCUUGCUUCUAUGUAUUUUUCGUUUCCAAGAGGAGAAGGGGGCCCUGGCAAGUGCUUUGCGUCUGGGAAGCAUGUCUGGCUCUCGGACUUGUUGAAAUCGGAGUCAGAUUAUUGUGUUCGAUCGUUUCUUGCUAAGUCUGCUGGAGUUCAGACAAUUGUUUUAGUCCCAACAGAUGUGGGUGUCGUUGAAUUGGGUUCAGUGAGAUGUGUAGGGGAGAGUUUAGAGUUGUUGCAAUCCAUAAGGUCACUGUUUUCGACUCAGUCCUCGCUCAUGAGGUCUAAGCCCCUGACAGGGUUCCCGGUGAUGGGAAAGAGGAGAGAUGAAAAUGCCCAGCUAACUAAUUUGAGCCCUGUGGAGAGAGGGGAAGGAGUUCCCAAAAUUUUUGGGCAAGAUUUGAACUCAGGCCGGCCUCGUUAUAGAGAGAAACUUGCCGUUAGAAAGGUGGAGGAGAGGCCGUGGGAUGUGUACUCAAAUGGGAACAGGAUUGCAUUUUCAAGUCCUCGAAAUGGUAUUCAAGGUUCAAGUUGGCCACAUAUUCAUGAUGCGAAACAGGGGAGCCCAACUGAGAUGUAUGCUUCUCAAAGUCCUGUGAAUAAUAUACAGGAGCUUGUUAAUGGGGUCAGGGAUGAUUUUCGUCUUAACCAUUAUCAACCACAGAAGCAGGUACCCAUGCAAAUUGACUUUUCAGGGGCCACUUCAAGGCCUUCUGUGGUUGCCCGACCUGUUGGUGCUGAUUCUGAGAACUCAGAUGCCGAAGCUCCAUGCAAAGAAGAGCGGCCAGGCACGGCUGAUGAAAGGAGGCCGCGAAAACGGGGCAGGAAGCCUGCAAACGGAAGAGAAGAACCCCUCAAUCAUGUGGAGGCAGAGAGGCAGCGGCGUGAGAAGCUGAACCAGCGGUUUUAUGCUUUACGAGCUGUUGUGCCCAACAUAUCCAAGAUGGACAAAGCAUCCUUGUUGGGAGAUGCCAUUUCUUACAUCAAUGAGCUCCAGGCGAAGCUUAAGGUGAUGGAAGCAGAUAGGGAGAACCUUGGGAGCACUUCAAGAGAUGCGUCAGCUUUAGGGGCAAAUCCAGGUAUCAGUAUGGAAAACCAGAGCCAGGCAACUGAUGUUGAUAUUCAAGCUGUGCAUGAUGAGGUUGUUGUAAGGGUGAGCUGCCCUUUGGAUUCCCACCCUGCAUCAAGAGUCAUCCAAGCAUUCAAAGAGGCACAAAUCACCGUUGUCGAGUCAAAACUUGCCGCAGCAAACGAUACUGUGUUUCAUACGUUUGUCAUAAAAUCUCAGGGUUCCGAGCCGUUGACGAAGGAAAAGUUGAUUGCAGCAUUUUCCCGGGAAUCCAACUCCUUACAGUCAUUGUCAUCGGUUGGGUAG
Messenger RNA from Prunus armeniaca (apricot), 1926 nucleotides. The record is from the annotation of a GenBank genome assembly. NCBI's taxonomy places the organism in Eukaryota, Viridiplantae, Streptophyta, Magnoliopsida, Rosales, Rosaceae.